AUGCCAAAAAUCGCAAAAGAAGUAAUCGCGUUCAACGGUUUAGGGUCAUCAGAGAAUGUAAUACACUCCCUAGGCCACAUCCUAAUUAACAUCCUAUCAGCCCAACACCGGUUCCAUUUAAUCCCAGACCUAGACUUCCCUUAUGACGGAAUAAUAGGCAACGACUUCCUCUCCGCAUUCAAUUCCCAAAUCGAUUACUCCAAAGAAAUACUCACCCUUGGCGACCUAAGCUUCAAACUCCAAUUUCAUGAACCAACCCUCAUUAUACCUGCUAGAUCCGAAGUCGUCGUAGAAUGUUCCAUUUCCAAUCCAGAACUAAAAGAAGGCCUCAUCCUAGAUCAAAAUAUCUCUGACGAUCUCUUAGUAGCUAACUGUCUCGUAAAAACAAAGGCAAACAAUAGAGCCAACAUCACUGUAGUCAAUAUCUCCGAAUCCGAUAUAACUUUAAGAAACAAUUUGAAAUUAAGACUCGAUCCCAUUGACACUAUCCCUAAUCAUCACCAUACUAAAUCCAACAUUAUAAAUUAUACUAAUUCUAACGAAACGAAUUCAAUCCAGAGAACAAACCAAGUAUUAAGCAUGCUACGUACAUCUCAUUUAAAUAAUGAAGAAACCUCUGCUCUUUUAGAACUUUGUACAGACUACUCCGACAUCUUCCAUCUUCCUAAUGAAAAACUAACAUACACUAAUGCUAUUCAACACGAUAUUAAAACCACAUCAGAAGUUCCAAUUCACACAAAAACUUAUAGAUUCCCCGAGAUCCAUAAAAAGGAAGUAGACAAACAAAUUAAUGAUAUGUUAGAGCAAGGCAUAAUAGAACCUUCAAUAUCCCCUUGGUCCUCACCUAUUUGGGUUGUACCAAAGAAACUCGAUGCAUCAGGCCAACAAAAGUGGCGUAUAGUUAUAGACUAUAGAAAACUGAAUGACAUAACUAUUGGAGAUACCUAUCCCAUUCCCCAAAUCACAGAAAUCCUAGACCAAUUAGGAAAAAGCACAUACUUCUCCACUUUAGACUUAGCCUCCGGAUUCCAUCAAAUUCUCGUAAAUCAACCUGAAAAAACAGCCUUCAGCGUCCCUCAAGGUCAUUUCCAAUUUGCCCGCAUGAGCUUCGGACUCAAAAACGCCCCUUCUACCUUCCAACGUCUAAUGAACACGGCUCUAUCCGGUUUACAAGGUCUACGCUGUUUCGUAUAUCUAGAUGACAUCGUCUGCUAUUCCUCUGACUUAAAAACUCAAAUUCAAAAUCUCGCUGAGAUCUUUCAGAGACUCAGAAACUUCAAUCUCAAACUACAACCUGACAAGUGCGAAUUCCUACGACGAGAAGUCGCUUACUUAGGACACAUAAUCUCCACUGACGGAGUCAAACCUAACCCAGAUAAAAUAAAGGCAGUCGUUGAAUUCCCUACGCCUUCUAAUCCCAAAGACAUUAAGUCUUUUCUUGGUCUCGUUUCCUACUAUCGCCGGUUCAUCCCCGACUUUUCAAAAAUUGCCAAACCUCUUACCUCCUUACUAAAGAAAGAAACUCCAUUCAAUUGGGAGAACCAACAACAAAUAUCAUUCGAUCUCCUAAAACAAAAACUCACUACUGCCCCUGUGCUCGCCUAUCCCGAUUUCUCCCAACCUUUCCUUCUAACCUGUGACGCAUCAAAUCAUGCCGUCGGAUCCGUACUAUCUCAAGGACCUGUCGGAAAAGACAGACCCAUCGCGUUUGCCUCUCGAACACUUAACCGAAGCGAAGUCCAUUACAGCACCACGGAAAAAGAAUUACUAGCAAUAUUGUUCGGAUGCAAAACCUUUAGGCCAUACCUCUAUGGCAGAAAAUUCCAAAUCAUUACUGACCAUAGACCACUAAAGUGGCUAUUCAACCACAAAGACCCAAGCAGUAAAAUGCAACGCUGGCGUCUUAAACUCGAAGAGUUCGACUACGAAAUCAUUUACCGCAAAGGCAAACUUAAUUCAGCAGCCGACGCUCUUUCUCGAUAUCCCGUGAAUCCAAUAAUUCCCUCUGAAUCCAGUGAUGAAACUCUGAAUCCAGAACCUCUGUCUCCUGACGAAAAUCAUGACAACUUACCAUUCAGUCCUAUCACGCUAGAGGACCUUACCGUGAAUCUUCCUGCUAUUUCCGACCAAGACAGUAACGAACUACCCUGUAUCGACCUACUAGAACAAGACAAUGACAUACUACUCCAAUCUAAAUCCGCUGAAUCCUCUGAAUCUGCCAAUCCUACCAAUCCUACUAACUCUAAUGACAUUCCAAAUCCUAUUGAUCAUGAACCGUUGCCCACUACAGCAACCCCACUGACUCCACAAAGCCCAAACUCGAACCCCGACAACAUCCUAGAAGACGACUAUUCCAAAUUCUUAAAAGAGAUUAACAAGAAUACGACAUUCAAUACUAAAGUUAUUGACCAAAACCAAAACCUCUUAAAAACUCAUUGCCAGACGAUACUAGUCCCGACCUCAAUAGACAUGGACGAAUCCAACCCCUAUGUUCCUGAAAUAAUGGAAACCCUUUCCAAUCCCGACGAAACACUAUACCGUGAAAAACAACUGUACUCCUUCGAAGAGGUCCCCUUCGGCAACAAAGUAACAUACCUCAUGUUCGUCAAAGUACACCACUUCGACGAUUGUUCCUAUCCCGAAAUAUUUCAAACUCUCAAAACAACUAGAAAUCAUUUAAUAACACUGAAUCCUCCUAUAACUGAAAUUGCUAUCCCAGACUUCAAAAACCCUUUCGAGUCACACUCAUUCGCCAAGAUCUACAAUAUCCUAGUAUAUAUAUUCCACAACACGAACAUAAUCGUUAACAUAUAUCAUAACAGCAUCAUAUAUCCCUCGCUUAGUGAAAUUAAGAAAAUACUAAAAGAAAACCACGAUAUUCCUAUAGCUGGCCAUUUAGGCGGUAACCGAAUGUUAAGCAGAAUAAAAGAAAAAUACUAUUGGAAGGGAAUAAAAUCCGAUGUCGAAAAUUAUAUCAAAAAUUGUACCCUAUGUCAAGAAAACAAAGCCCUUAGAAGGUGCAAUCGAGCACCGAUGCAGAUCACUACUACUUCCACUAGCCCUUUCCAAAGAGUCUCACUCGAUAUCGUCGGACCCUUACCCGAAUCAGGAACAGCGAAACUCAAAUAUGUCAUGACACUCCAAGACGACCUUACUAAAUAUUCAGCAGCUUACCCAUUGCGUAGUGUAUCAGCUGAAGAAACUACAGACUGUUUGAUCCACUUCAUAUCCCUUUUCGGAAUACCUAAUACUAUCUUCACCGACCAAGGCACUAACUUCACUUCAGACCUUUUCAAAAGCACUUGUUCCUUCCUGAAAAUAAAAAACCUUUGGUCGACGCCAUACCAUCCCCAAUCCCAAGGAGCUUUAGAGAGAAGCCAUUCCACACUCAAAGAGUACCUAAAAUCAUUUGUGAACGACAAUCAAGAUGACUGGCCCCGAUAUGUUUACACAGCAAUGCUAAGCUAUAAUACGGCCAUUCACUCCACUACCAACUUCUCCCCAUACGAAUUAUUAUUCGGCCACAAGGCAUUUAUUCCUGACUCCAUUUAUAAACAAGACCUUACUACUUACCCUGACUAUGUCAGAAUGCUCCAACAUCGUCUCAAACAAUCUUGGGCCAAAGCAGCCGAAAACAUCGACAAAUCCAAAGACAGAUCAAAAUCCUACUAUGAUAACAAAACUCGUCCUAUAAAAUAUAAGGUUGGAGACUUCGUUUAUCUAAAAAACCAUUUAAGACUUCGAAAAGCCCUCUCGCCAAUAUGGAAAGGCCCAUAUAAAGUGAUUCAAGUUCACAACAACAACAAUGUCACUCUAUUAAUAAACAGAAGACAUGUAAGGCACCAUUUUGACGAAAUAAAACUGGCAAGUGCCACUCCUAGCAAUUAG
Messenger RNA from Bombyx mori (domestic silkworm), 3888 nucleotides. RefSeq lists its product as uncharacterized. The record is from RefSeq and is a predicted model, not a curated record. The transcript has a single exon. NCBI's taxonomy places the organism in Eukaryota, Metazoa, Arthropoda, Insecta, Lepidoptera, Bombycidae. Bases 1 to 3888 code for a protein of 1295 amino acids. Gene Ontology annotation, molecular function: nucleic acid binding. Gene Ontology annotation, biological process: DNA integration.